AUUCAGCUAAAAUUUAUGCCCGCACUUUUUUUUUUUCCAGUUACCAUGUUGCGAUUAUGUUUUCUCGCAGUUGCUUGGCUGGUCCAGAUCCCAGUUUUCAUCCACGGUGAAAGAUUAUUCAGUUCACGGCUAACGACAGAAGCUGAAUAUGACAGGAUAGCCGCGGAGUUGCUUUCAUCUCUAAAAGUUGCUCAUUCUCAGCGUACAACGCGAAUGAAAAGAGAAAUUGCAGAAGAAACUAGUAUAUCACUUGUUGAUGACAUAGGUGUUUAUCGCCUUUAUAGUGUUACUCCUGUUUCGGAGCUUUGUUACAUGCCACUUUAUAUCCGAUUUCUGGACAUAGGAAAUUCAACGUAUGCGAUUUGCAUAACUGCAUCGACAAGACAAAGUUCAGCGGAAGUUGCUGUAGGAUUAUACGAGGAGCGAAUAUGGAAACCACUUUAUCGGUGGGAGGUGGGCAGUCCAACUAGUUUAUCAGCAUUUUACUUCAAUGAGCAUCUUUAUGUCCUGGUCGCUGACACUGAUAAUGCUAAAGGGACGGAUCUCAUAAAAAUAAAUCUCGCAAAUGGAGUUAAGACUAAAGAAUACGAAGUUAAUAGCAAAUACGUUACAAGCAUUUCUGUUUGGAGAAUGAAAGUCGAUGGGAAACUUCACAUGGCACUGGCAAACUCCUUUGGACGCAAAGAUGCAGCUGACCUGAGUUCUGAAGUUUACGUUUACGUAUGGAAGGAUACCUACUUCGAUAGAUAUGCAACUUUUCAAGCAUAUGAUGUAGCAGAUAUUGAACCUUUCCACAUACAUGGAGACGCAUAUUUAGCAGUCGCUAAUUAUAGGAGAGGGAAGGACAACUUUCAAGUGGAUUCAGAGAUCCUGAAGUACGAUUUGGAUCGAAAUGUUUGGCUCUCUCAUCAGAAAAUCCGGACGUACGGUGCCUCUGACUGGGAAUUUUUUUCUUUAGGACCCGGCUUGGGUCAAGAAUUCUUCCUUGUAGUUGCCAAUAAAUAUCCUGAUAUCUCGGAAGCAAAAUCAGUAAUCUAUAAAUUUGUGAAUGACAAAUUUGUGCCUUUUCAAUGCUUGCCUACUUAUGGUGCAACAUCUGUCGCUGCUUUGACGAUUGAUUCAACCUUUUUGUUGGCAGUUGCCAACUUCAAUGACUUCGUCCAUUUGUAUCAGUACGAUGGUUGGCAAUUUGUAAAAAGUAUGCAGUAUUCUCAUGGAACGAUGUCUAAUGGUGUGAAGCAUCUGACUUUUCAUACAGUGAAGCAAAAUGGUGCCGAAGUGCCAGUUCUUGGUGUAAGUAAUCCCCACUACUUCCGAGGGUAUUCAGUGUACAAAAUACUCUUUAAGUAUGAAAACAAACUGCAAGCAUGGCACAAUAAAAGCACCGAAUGGUGUUUAAGAACUCUAGAACAUUUAGAAGCCUCCAGUACAGACACUGUAGCAGAUCUACUAAAUGGUAUUGUUCUUGUUGAUCAGACUUCACCUAUUGUUGUAAAUGGAAAUCUUAAUUUUAAAAACGGCCUUGGAGCUAGAACUCUAAAAACAUCGCAGAUUAAAGUAACAAACUCUCAAGAAGUUUUCGACAACAGUUUUCUGACGAAGUUGGAAGACCUUCAGAAAAGACUUCACGAAAUUAAGUUAAAAAUGCUGGAAUACGCUAAUAUCUUGGAAAAAGCUCUGUUGAUUGAAGGAAACCAAACUAUAUCAAGACACUUGGAAUUCCAGGAUGCUGUGUUUGAAUGCCAAAGACAAAGUUGUAAUUUUAAUAAUAUUACUACUAUGAUUCUUAAUGGAGAGGAUGUGGCUGAUUGGGAAAAUCAGCUAGUUUUUCUCAAUGGCGAGAAGCCUAUUACAGGUACUAUAUACGCCAAAGAAAUAAGAGCAACUGAUAUCACGGUACAUGGUUUCGUAGACGGAAUGGAUCCCCAACAUUUGGUAACUAAAUCUGGAAGUCAUGAAAUAACGGCGCAGAAAGAUUUUACGACUCUUCUGAAAGCCAAGGAUGUCGAAGUUAAUGGCUUAGUAGACGGUGUAAAGAUAUCGCCCUCUAAUGUGCUGUUAACCACUGGUCUCCAGAAUAUAACGGGCAACUUAAUAUUCCAUGAUAUUGACACCUCUUGGUUAGAAAUACCUGGUGCAGUUAACGGCAGAAGCUUGUCUCAUUUCUUAGAUGAUCUAAUACUUUCGGACAAACAUUAUACAGUUACAGGCGAAAAAAUAUUUAACGAUAUCGUUGUUAACGACUUAAAACUGACCCCUGGCUCUACAAUCAAUGGCGUGGAUUUUGUUGAUUUAUGGGCUCACACUUUAUGGAAAGAUGGCUAUCAGGAAAUAACAGCACCAAUGCAGUUCUCCACGGUGACUCUAAACAAGGACUUGUAUGCUCCUGCUGGAAUCAAUGGGAUUCUCAUUCCUGGACCCAGAGUAGUUGACAUCAAAUCGCCAGCAAAUGUCACUGCAACCCAUAAUUUCCUGACUUCUACGAGUAUCAACAGGCUUGAAGUAUUGCGUUCCAUAAAUGGCAUUGGUUUCGUCGAUCAGCCAGGUGAAGCUCGUCAGCUGGAUAUAAUGUUGAGGAGUGGUGACCAGAUGAUUACAGGUAGGAAAACUUUCCAUACUGUUCACUUGGAUGGCAACAGUCUCGUGGAUGGAAAAGUGGAUGGCGUAGAUUUAUCAGAGCUGAAGGAAACUUCACUACGACGAGAUGCCUCCAUUGUUUCGAAUCGUACUUGGACUUUUAAAAAUUUAGUCAUUAAAGGCCCACUUACAGUGCAUGGUAAAAUAGCCGAUAUUGACAUAAAUGACGUCUAUGAAAGAGCACUCAAACUUCACGAAUCUGAUGCAUCGCAAGUAAUAUUCAACGAUACUGUAUACAUUGAAGAGCUCGAAUGUCAGGAUAUCAAUGGUAUCAACGUGAAAGAGGAUUUGGUAUUGAUAAAUGAGCCUCAAAACGUGUCUGGAAAGAAAGUAUUUGAGACCAUCAUCUUGGAAGAAAAUAGCGUAGUUUUAGGUUUAAUAAACAACUUAAACAUAAGCUUCCUAACUGAUACUUUUCUUAAAAUUGGAAAUCAAGCCCUGCGGUCCAAGACUUUCACAGGCGACGUAAAAGUGAAGAACCUAACAGUCUUCGGUUCUAUUAAUGGUGUUCCUGUUGAUGACUUUGUUACACUCACUGGACCCCAGAUCAUUUCUAACGCUAGGAUGUUGUCUAAUGUCACUUUCAAUGAAAUCGAAGCUAAAAACAUUGAAAUAUACGGAAAUGUUAAUAGUAUCAACUUGGAUGAAAUGAUGGAAGAUACCCUGACUUACGAAGGAUACCAGGAAAUUAAAGGGAAGAAGAGUGUGAAAGGUACUAUUCAUGUUCCUGACGGCCAUGACUUGAAAAGCCGUUAUGUGAAUGGAGUUGAUUUUAGUGAAUUAUGGAACGAUGCUGUAUGGUUGGAUACUCCUGAAACUAUAUCGGGGAUUAAGACAUUCGCCAAUAAUGUCAUUUUUGGCAGCUUAAUUUUCAAAUCGACUAUCGAUGGUGUUACUGAAUGGGAUAUGAAACAUAAAUGGAUGUUGAAAAAUGUUGCUCAAGUUAUUGAGGGUAAUGCAACUUUUGUUAACGGCCUCUCGGUGCAGAAUCUGGAAGUUACCGGCCUCUUGAAUAACAUAAAUGUGACGCAUUUGAAUAAUACAAUAGUGAAAACUAAUGAACCCGCCGUUAUAGAAGGCCCUGUAAUAUUUGAAGGCACUUUGAUUUCAAACGAGGCCAUAACUUUGUCAGGAAAGGUACAAGGUUAUGACCUGUCCGAGGAAGCCAUACUGAAGUCGGGAAAUUUAUUAAUAGCAGGAGAGAAGACCUUCUUGAAUGACCUGGUGAUUGAAGGAGACGUCACUGUUGAUGGUUUAGUUGACGGAAUCUCUAUUUCUGAUAUCUGCGAGAAGACUUUGCUUCUAAGCAAAGAGCAGAAUAUAACACAUUUAACUAUUAAAGGAGAAGUUACGCUUCUUGGAGGUGGAACUAUUGACGGGAAUCUAGCAGGUGUGAACUUAGCGAAACUCCAGGACAUUGUCAUUACUGGAGAUUCUGGAAUAAACAUCACAGGAAGGAAGACAUUCCAGGACCUUACGAUAGAUGGUAUUGUUGAAAUUAAAGGAAAAUUCGGAGGAAUAGACUUGCAAUUAUUAAAUCAAACAUACAUGAGUCUUACUCGCGAUCAAGAAAUUUCUGGGCAAGUGGAAUUUGAAGAAUUAGUGGUGGAAGGCAAAUUAACUGCAAAAAACUUCAAUACUCGUACCAAUAAAGUUAAUGACAUCGAUAUUAAGCAGAUGAGCGAAAGGCUGCUGAUGAAAAAUGGAACUCAAAUAGUGAAUACCACUUACCAUUUUGAUGAAAUAAUUUUCGACAAUGAUGUACUUGUAGCAGGAAGAGUGAAUGGUUUAAAAAUUCCCGAUGACCUGAUGCUUUACAAUCGAACAAACUAUAUACAAAGCCCAAAAAUAUUCGAAAAAACUGUCAGUGUUCUUGGCGAUCUCACGAUUGAAGAUGGAAAGCUUAUUCAAGGGAUUGACAUAUCAGAGUGGCAUAAAAAGUCUGUAUUGAAAGAUGGAGGAACAUUUAUAAUCGACGGUUAUAAAACUUUCCAUAAUCUCUCUAUUACCGACGCAAGAGUGGAUGGAACCAUCAACGGAAUCAGCAUAGCUGAAGACAAAGUUUUAAUGGUAUAUGGUAAUCAAGUAAUAACUGGAAAGAAGACCGUUCGAGGAAAUGUUGAAAUAAAGGGAUCUCUUAACAUCAAUGGCCUGAUUAACGGAGUCGAUUUAGAUUAUCUAUCCAGAAAAACUCUUCAGCGCAACCGUAACAACUCGGUCAGUGGUUUAAAAUAUUUCAAGAAGCCACUAACGGUAACAUUCCUUGAGGCCCCAACAGUCGCUGGUAUAGAUGUUACUGCCUUAGAGAGGAAAGUGAAUGCAGAUUUCAAUUUUUCUUCAUUACAGAAUAAACUGAUAGAGCUUGAAGAAAUUACAACGGGUAUGCAAGAUGCAUUUUCAAAGCAAGCUGUAAUAUUUCAAUACUACGAACUGUUUCAAGAAUUUGAUAUACCCACAGCUUAUAGUUGGCUGCAUGUGUUUGGAGAGGAUUGCGGCGAACUGCUGUUGCUUUCAGAUAAUUCAAGCUCGAUGUCGCAUUGCUCAAGUAUAAGACUCUUUAACUAUGAUAAAAUUAGAGACGAGUUCAUAGUUCACCCACAGGAGCUCACAACUUCAUAUGCGGUCUCUGUUAAAAGCCUGCUUAUUCAUGGAAGAACCCACCUUUUCGUAGCUAACCAAAAUCCGACAAAAUUUUGCGAAAGCCCUAUUGGAUCUGGCAGCGAUAAUGCAAGUGGAGACAUCUAUUUAUGGACUAAUGCUACAUUCUUAAAAAUCCAAACCAUAGAACUAACUUCAGUAAUCAACAUGAUGGCAUUUACUGAUGGAAGUUUGGCAUGUGUUAUAUACAUGGAGUUUCAAGAUGUAAAAGUAUAUUGUUCCCAUAAUGGCGAACAAUUUGCUUUCACAGAAAUUCUGCACACUAAAGGUGGACGAAAGGCCUCAAUCAUACAGUCGGAUGGUCAAACAAUACUAGCUAUUGCCACCGAAGACGUUCUGAACUUAAGAUCGAGGUCAUUUGAAGAAAAAAAACCAGUGGAUAUUUAUUUCUGGAAUCCAGUCGAGUCCCGAUUUUCAAAUCCAUCUCAAACCAUUCUGUCAACUUACGCCCAGUCGGUUAUGCUGAUGAGCCACCAUGAUAUGCUUUCUUCGCACAUUUUCUUGGUGAUAGCAGAAGGUAGAAUACCGAAGAUAUACAACGAACCAAAACUUCUGAUCUAUAGGUAUGAAGCAUCAAUAGACAAGCAGUUCCACAAAUAUCAGGAAAUAAAAGAUUACGGUGAUCUCGAGUGGAUAGUUUUGGAAACGGGAGAACUACUUUUCUUCGCUUUAGACUCUCAAAUGGGCGAAAUAAAGCUUUAUCAGUACAAAGGUGCAUCGGGAUUUGUCAAAGUGGAUAAGAUUACCAGUAUUGGAACUGUUAAUAUCCAUGCUUUCAUCAGACAUGAAGAUCCAAGCGAUAGUAUGAACCAUUACCUUGCUCUUGCUGGUCCACGAGCUCUAAUGGCGCAGCCAUCGCAAGGAAUUGAUUAUGCUAAAAUUCUGAAGUCUAAAUUCAAGUGAAAACAGCUGCCUGUUAACCGUGACUUUAUUUUUAAACUUUUUAAACUUCUCUUUAAAUCUUGUAAACUUCAGAAAUUGUACGACUGGAUUUUAUUUGAAUACCUAUAUAUAUACAGUUAAAAUUGUUAAUUUUAUUAACGUUUUCCAAUAAAUAAAUCUAAUAAUGCUGAGCUUUA
Messenger RNA from Stegodyphus dumicola, 6374 nucleotides. RefSeq lists its product as uncharacterized. The record is from RefSeq and is a predicted model, not a curated record. Lineage: Eukaryota; Metazoa; Arthropoda; Arachnida; Araneae; Eresidae. Gene Ontology annotation, biological process: signal transduction.